GCGCAGGUGCUUUAGCCACUACUUUAUUUCAAGAAAAGAUAAGUUUUGUCGGUUUAUGGUUGGUAGUACUGGUAGGUAAAAGGUUAUUUUGAAAUGUAGGUUAAAUAUGAACGCGUUUUAAGUUUGUUUAUUUGCGAAUUGUGUUUUACUUUUAAAAAGUAAAAAAUGUCGAGUUCCAGUGACUUCGAGGAUGUCCCGCCAAUUUCAAAAUCAUCUGACACAUCUUUACCUAAGAAAGAGGCUUCGAGUCAAUAUUUGACGAUGUUAAAUUCAAACACCAAAUUUAACGAGAUGCUUAAAAAUAAAAUAAAACAAACGGGCGUCUCGCCUCUUUUGAACACGCACGAUUUUAACCCAGUGGCAUCGUCAACCCAAAUUGGCACUCCAGACGAAUUAAAGAGAAAGAGCAUUAAGAAACAGUCGGAUGUCAAAACGAGUCCAAAAAAGAAAGGUCUAAGUUCAAGUGUUGUUGUGAAAAGGGAGCCGGUCAGUUUCGAGAGUGGUGAUGAGAACAUCACAAAGCAGCCCAAGCUGAAAAAAAAGAAAGCGGAUCUGCAAAUGGAGUCCAAACGUAGAAAAGAGGAAGCACAAACAGUGUCACGUCUUACUUCGACUACUCAAAGUAAAAAGUCAGGGGCAGCGAAUGAAUCUGAAUCGAGUGUUGACAGUGAAAGCGAUAGCCACAGCAGUGUACCACCUUCACCUCGAACUAAGCACAGUAAAGAAUCUACUGGGUCAUUAAAUCGAUCAAGGAAACAGAGCUCUUCUGAAUCAAGCGAAGAUGAAGGUAGACCGACGAUAAUGUCAAAAGAACCUGUUUACGGGCAGUCUAAUUCGAAAAUAAACUUUUCUAAAUUCAACAAUAAAACAAAGAGCACGAUAUCCAAUUCAGACAGUGAGCCCGAGAGUUUGCGCCCAUCUUUACCGGUUAAGAGAGAAUUGCAUUCUGAUGUAGAGCACGUUUCGAAAAAGAAAAAACAUAAAGUGACACCAAAACCUAGCUCCUCAGGUUCAAGUGAAGAUCAAGAUCAUGUAUCUGCUAGGCAGAAAAACCAGAAAAAUAAACAAAAAGUACCACCAAAGACUAGUUCCUCCAGUUCAAGCGAAGGCGAAGAUGAUGUACCUGUUAGGGCAAGCAGUAGUGGUACGAGAAGGGAAAGUAUGACUCGCUCGAGUUCGGAUUCUCCAUCACAAAAGAAUGUGUCCAAGGCUAGUAACAGGAAAAAAACCAAACACGGGAAGCGUGCUGUGGUCGAGGAGAAUGGAGACAAAUCUUCUAGUUCCAGCUCGGAAAGUGAAGCCGAAUUGAGGAUUCAGAAAGGUAAAAUUCGUAAACGUCAAGCGGAACGUCUCAGCGAGGACGACGGUGAGAGCAUGCAUCAAACAAAGAAAACUGCGACGUCCCGCUUACGCAAGUUCGAAAAAGAAGACUCACUGGAAACUGUUGCGACAUCUUUCGACGUUCUCAACGACAUUUCAUCAAAAGAAGACGUGUACAUCAUUCAGAUACCGGUUAAGCUGGAUCCUAGGCGAUUAAUCGGCUCGAGUAUCUCCCUAAACGGUUCGGUGCGCUUCAAUAAAAAAUACGACAGCAUCAUCUCGGUCGAAUCGCAAGAUCCGAUUGUCGUUGCUACCAAUAACAACAGCAAAAGCUUGAAAGUUAUCGGACCUGUCGGAACGAUAAAGUUACAACGUCGGCUACGUUACGAAAAGGUCUGUGAGAUACCCGAACUGAUAAACAAGACUGUGGCGUUUCCGAGCAACUUAAAAAGUCGCCAUCCACUUUUCGGAUCGAAUUUUGAUAAGAAAAUUGAUUUAGAUGAACACGUCCAGAUGAAACUGGACUCUCUUUGCGAGCCAAAUGUUAAAAAGAAGAAGAAAAAGAAGAAAUUAGAAAAGGAGCAACAAGAGGAGGAGAUAUUUAAAUUUUUGACUGUGGGAAAUGAAGAGAGCGCGCCCGUUGAAAAGAAAAAGAAGAAAAAGUCAGGUCACGACCUCGAGGAUCAAGAUGAGAGUAUGAGCAAAAAGAGGAAGCACUCAGAGUCGGAAGAUCUUCACAAGAAAAAAAAGAAGAAGAAACACAAAGAGGACAGUAAUGAUACUUUAAUUCAAGAAAUGUUGUCUUCAAAAAUUGCCACAUUAGAUGUGACCAAAAAGAAGAAGAAGAAAAAGAAGGAAGAAUGUUGAGUUUUUUUUGUUGUUAUGUAGCCGAUUUUUGUGCUCAAAGAGAUAAUUAUGUCUUUUUUAAUUACAUUUUAAUAAAUUUUAAAAUAUAAUUUUUAUACACCUAA
Molecule: messenger RNA, 2291 nt
Organism: Photinus pyralis (common eastern firefly)
Lineage: Eukaryota; Metazoa; Arthropoda; Insecta; Coleoptera; Lampyridae
Product: glutamic acid-rich protein-like
Exons: 3
Coding region: 166-2187 (673 amino acids)
Source: RefSeq, a predicted model, not a curated record